This is a messenger RNA of Diabrotica balteata, 1638 nucleotides long. NCBI's taxonomy places the organism in Eukaryota, Metazoa, Arthropoda, Insecta, Coleoptera, Chrysomelidae. The record is from the annotation of a GenBank genome assembly.
AUGGGUGUCUUUAGUAAAAUAUAUGUAGAAAGAAAAAAUAAUAUGUGGAUAAUUGGAGAUCUUUUUCCUCCCUACGGUUUCCCUGGGUUCUUCAGUGCUUUUGUACUGUGCAUUUUAAGUUUUUAUAUUUUUAAAAAACUAAGUGGUGAUGGGAACAUAACUGUAAGAGGAGCUGUGAAGGGACAUAGCUGGACGACUGUUCAGAUAACUGCUAAGACUUGGUACUGUUCUGUAUGUGAAUCACUGUUGCUUAAUGGAAUUGGUGUUUAUUGUGACUGUUGUGGAGUGUGUGCAGAUCCAGAUUGUGUGAAGAAAGCGAAUUUUGCAUUAAGGUGUAAGAUUAUUACCAGCAGUGACCAGAAUCAAUUACAUCAUUGGGUUAAAGGUAAUUUACCCUUUGGAGCUAGUUGUAAACAUUGCUUAGAGGAAUGUUCAAGAGAACCUGGUCUAGUGGAUUAUAGAUGCUGCUGGUGUCAAAUGACAGUUCAUACUGAAUGUUUGCUAAAAGUAGAAAAAGUCUGUGAUUUUGGACCUUUUAGAAGAAUGAUAGUUCCUCCUUGGUGUGUUCAGACUGCUAAACGUAAAGGAGCUUUAAACAAACAUUUACUGUUGAGAGGUGUUCGGGAUCCUUGUUGGGAGAAGUGGACACCCUUAGUUGUAGUUGCCAAUAAAAAGUCUGGAAAUGGAGAUGGGGCUUUAGUAUUAUCAGAAUUUCGAAAGUACCUCAAUCCUGUGCAGGUUAUAGAUCUGAGCGAAAGAAAACCACCAGCAGCUUUGCAGUGGUGUGUUCUUUUAUCUCCAAAGACAGUCAAUAUUUUGGUUGCUGGUGGGGAUGGUACUGUCUCGUGGAUGCUGAGUACUUCCCAUAAACUCGAUCUUGAUCCUGAGCCUUUAUUGUCUAUAAUCCCGUUGGGAACUGGCAAUGAUUUGUCUAGGGUUUUAAAUUGGGGACAUCAGAACUCAUCAGAGCUAGAUGUUGAAGACGUUUUAAAAAAUAUCAUCGAUGCCAAACUCUCAGAACUUGACAGAUGGAAAGUAGAAGUUAUAUCGAAUAGGCAUCUAGGCUUAAAACUACCUAAUAAAACCUACUUUAUGUACAACUACGCAAGUAUUGGUGUGGAUGCACAGGUUGCACUGAAUUUUCAUAAAACUAGGGAUAGUAUUUUUUACAUAUAUGGGAGCAGGUUAUUUAACAAGAUGUUGUAUUUAACUUUUGGAACUCAACAAGUGGUUACAGCAGACUGCAAAAAUCUCGAAAAAAGACUGGAUCUGUAUUUAGAUGGUAAACAUAUCGACCUACCGGAGUUGGAGUCCAUAGUUAUUUUAAACAUUUCUUCGUGGGGAGCAGGAGUCAACCUUUGGAGUAUGGUCAGCGACAGCUCUGGAACCACUUCACAGUCUUACCACGAUGGAAUUUUGGAAGUAGUGGGUAUUUAUUCUUCAUUCCAUAUGGCACAGCUACAAGUUGGUAUUUCAACGCCUUUAAAAUUAGGUCAAGCUAAAGUGGUAGAUAUUCAUUUGAAGCAGAAGGCCCCGAUGCAAGUGGACGGCGAGCCUUGGGAACAGCCACCUGGUAAGUUGAAAGUGUCAUUCGUCAAUAGAUGUCCUGUACUUAUUAACCAAAACAGUUCAGAAUAA